Kwoniella botswanensis is the source of this 864-nucleotide messenger RNA. RefSeq lists its product as uncharacterized. The coding region runs from base 1 to 864 and encodes 287 amino acids. Gene Ontology annotation, molecular function: oxidoreductase activity. NCBI's taxonomy places the organism in Eukaryota, Fungi, Basidiomycota, Tremellomycetes, Tremellales, Cryptococcaceae. The record is from RefSeq and is a predicted model, not a curated record. Gene Ontology annotation, cellular component: cytoplasm. The transcript is spliced from 3 exons.
AUGUCAAUAGCUAUCAUUCAAGGAUCUUCCGGCUCACUCGGUUCAGCACUCACUCGAUACAUCCUGAAAAAUACAAACUUAUCAGUAUAUGCCCUAACCCAUCGACCGAAAUCUACGGAGGGAGAAUUAUCUUCUAAGCUCCUUGAAGGCGAUAACAAAGGUAAAGGGAAGGAGAGGCUGAUUGUUGUUGGGGAUGUGGAUAUACGUAAUGAAGAUGGUUUAGCCAGAGCGGCUGAGAUUGUAAGCGGCAGAGAAGGAGAGGGGAGGGUGAGGCUGAUAGCUUGUAUGGCAGGUGUGCUACAUACCGAAAAAUCCUUUUCGUCCAUCAACCCGUCACUCGCACUAGAACAAUUCCAGAUAAACACCUUAGGUCAUCUAUUGACUUACAAGCAUUUCGUCCCCCUCAUUCCCACUAAAAAGCAAUUCGAUAAAUUACGUUCGUCGUCAGAAUGGAAAGAUGGUGAAGGAGAUCCUGCUCAGGGGUUGAUAGGUGAAGGGAAUAGUCUGUGUUGGUCUAUGAGUGCUAGAGUGGGUAGUAUAGGAGAUAAUCAUCGUGGGGGAUGGUACUCUUACAGAGCCUCAAAAGCAGCUACGAACCAACUGAUCCGCACACUCGAUCACGAACUGAUUAACAAGAACUCCUCAGCCGUAGCGGUAGGCUAUCAUCCCGGAACAGUCAUCACGUCAUUUACGAAACCCGUCUUGGGUCAGAACAUCAAGCCGGAUCCCGAGCAUGGAAGGUUUGACAUUGAUCAGGCUAUUGAGAAGAUGACGGGUGUCAUGGAGCAGGUGAAGAGGGGAGUUGAGGGCAAGAAGUGGGAAGGGAGGUGUUGGGAUUGGAGGGGUGAUAGGAUUGAGUGGUGA